Molecule: messenger RNA, 3878 nt
Organism: Paralichthys olivaceus (Japanese flounder)
Lineage: Eukaryota; Metazoa; Chordata; Actinopteri; Pleuronectiformes; Paralichthyidae
Gene: c20h6orf47
Product: chromosome 20 C6orf47 homolog
Source: RefSeq, a predicted model, not a curated record
UUUAUUUUGAAGGCUCAAACCAAACCGGUAGUUCGUCGCAGCAGUUGAAGCCGCCUCAGGAGCCUGUGCUCGGCUGGGCGACGGAGUCAGUCUCAGUAUCUGUGGUCACCCUGAGUGGAAGCUAACUUCACUUGUUCUCCAAACACAACGAACACGCUGGUGGGUUUACAGCAGGAUCCGGAAGUCGAGGAACUUGUUCUGCGUGUCGAGUUAUUUGAUGCUAACAAGAAGCUAGCUGCGGUCUGGAAGACGAACAAUAGCCAACAUCGCCAAAGGUAUGAGGACGGACACGGGUUAUUUCUGGAGACGAAGACUCUGAAGCAGGAACGUUAAUGUUCGUUUGCAGCUGUCGUGGAGCCGGAGACUCGGUCCGUUCAACCGACCAGACUUGAUUAUCGGACACACAAUGUUGAGGUAUUGAAGAAACACUGCAGAUUCAAAUGUUGCCAGGUUAAAACAAAGGCAUGUAGACGAGUCAGUUGAUCUAGAAGCACUGUAAUGUCAUCGAGUAGGAUCACCUCUUCUGUCAGCUGAACUGGCCUCACACACCCUCAGGUGUGUCCCUGGCUCGAGGACGUCAUUUCCCCUGGCCCGAAACCUUGUGAACAAGUAUAACAACUUCAUAGCUGCAUCGGAGGUGCAUGCGUACUUUUCCUAUGUGCUCACAGAACCGCGCAGUCGACUGACACAAGAAGAGCAGACAACAGAGCAUCCGCAGGCUUUUCUACACCUCCAACAAGCUCACUGAGAAAGGAUGACAGCUGUGGUAGGCAGAGCACUGGGCUGGGUGUGCUCAUGGGGCAGAAGUGUCGUGUCAGACAAUACCUCAGCGGUAGUAGUCAAGGGCCAGAAGUCUGACUGUAGCAGCCAGAGCCGCAGGGGGUGGACCUCUUGGCUCUGGGGUGGGUGGAGACGUCAAAGUGACCAAAGUUCUCCUGUAGAGGAGUACUGGGAGGCUCAGGAGAGGGUUCCGCCCUUGGAAAUUGAAGAUCUCUGUGCAGGGAAGCAGAAGACUGUGGUAGAUUCUGGAUGGUGGAAUAAAUAUCUCCCAACUUACAAUUUGUGGCCAAGAAAAUCAGAACCAAGCACACUAAGUCAAAGGAAACAUGAUGGUCAGAGUCGAGGUGCAUGGGAUCAUGAUGUCGAUGGGGACUUUUCCGACUACAUAACACCACCCCCAUCUCCUACACCUCCUUCCUCUCGGCUGACAUCACCUUUUCGACUCUUUGCGGACAGCUGGAAGGUGGAAAUCCUACCAGAGCACUACGAGAUCUGUUUCAACUUCCUCCGACACUUGUUUGACCUCUUUGUUGUUGGCUUCCUGUGGACUGUGUCUCCUCCUACAAAGCUGAUCCUGGAGGUGUUGGGAGUGCAGGGAGCACUGCGGCUGUGGUUUCAUGGUAUGGCCAUGUUUUUUGUCUCCACAGUGGGAAUGGCAGGAUUACUCUGGCUGAUCCAGGAGUAUCUCUCCCAGUUUGCUUUGAUCUAUGGCAUCAUACAGGCAGUGGUGAUCUCUGUCAGUGUUCGACAGAGUGUGAUAAUCGGCGUGGACGAAGAAGAAGAAGAUGAAAAGGACGAGGAGGGAAAGGAGACUAAUGAAAUGACAGAUUGUAAGAAGCAUAAAGAAAAACUUGUGUCUGUUGAAGACAAGGUGAAGACAAGUUAAACUUAUGAUGCUGAAGUUCCUGUCUAUUCAGCUGUAAUAGACCAUCGUCUGGGUGUUUGACAUCACAGCAGUGGUACUACACACAGACUGAUUCACUUCACUACGGAGUUCUGCAGUGACUUGCCAACUGUAUUGCACAUUCAUUACAGAGUCAUAAGAGUUGAACUUAUGUCACUUUAUGUUCAAAACUAUUAAUCUGCAUUUUGUACAUGUCUGUCCUCAUGUGAUAGUACGGUCACCCCCCAAAAUGUUGACACUAAAAGCCAUAGAAAGGUGUAAUGUCUCUUUCAGUACAUUACUACUCUAAUGACAGUCAGAAAUAAUUGGGUCCAUGCGUGUUCAAGAAAUGCUUUCUAAAUUAAAAAAAAAGAAAGAUUCCCUGCAUUAAGGAAAUUUUGCAGUUUACCCAGUGUUCCCUGUGCUGUGGGGCUAAUUUAGUUGUGAUGCAAUAUAAGACAAUCACCUGGUUAAGGACCUUCGAUGCAUUCUGGGUGAGAGAAGAUGAUCAAAUUUGAAACAGAAACAACCAAAAAACUGGUAGAAACUACUCGAUCAAUAAAGAGUAAAAUCAUUGUAAGGACUGACCGUGUUCAGGGACAGAGAAGUCUUUAUGCUUGUUAGGAAGUUCAAACAGUUCCUUGUACAACCAGAACAUCGAGUGAACAGAAUUAACUGUCGCCACAGCAAACAAGGGAACUGCUUCCACACAGACUGGGGCCUGAUGUCUUCUCUGCUUUGACUCUUGUGCUCAAUUUCUGUGGAGUAAAUGUUCAAAGUAGAUCAAUUCUUAAGUCGAGCAACAGACCAGUAUCCCUCGGUUCUGAAGCUUGAAGUGAAACUUUUGUCAUUUAAGGUACGGUCACAUUCGUCAUCUGUCCCUGCAAAUAUUGAACUCCUCUUUCAUUUCUGUUAAACUAAAGCUUGUAUAACAUACACACAUUUAAAAAUGCACCUGUUGACUUGCUUGAGUGUUUCUUUUGUUCAGCCUUGAUCUGUGAAUUCAUGCAGUGGUCUGUUAGAAACGCUGACUCACUUUUUUUUAGUUAUUCUAACACUCCAUUAUCACUAAGUUUUGUAUGAUUACACUUUUGGACUACAAACUGUAAUAUUCCUCUUACACAGUUUACAAUCUGUUUCCACUCUGCUUAAUAUUGAUUAACCCCAUCAGACCUGUGAGAACACAUUCCUUUUUCAGGGUUGUUAUGUCAAACAGAGGGCUGAUGUAAAUGUACCAGGAGGAUGGAUGAACAAGUAGCAACCACCACUACUGACCUACAUUUUCAGACAUGUCAAUCAAGCACACACACACAAGAUGAUACUUUAUUAAAGCCAUAAGAUCUCUUUCACUCAGCAUUGACCUCAGAUUUUGGUCUUCAAAAUAAAAUGAAUGAGUAUCUUGACACGAACACAUUGAAUGAAAUUCAGUGUUUUUUUUUGUUUUUUUUUUAAAUAACAGCGAUGGAGAUAUUGGCUCCACUGCUCAGCUUUGACCGUUGCUGUUUGUUCAUUUCCACUGGUCAAGCUGUUUUGUACUAUAUAUAUAUUUUGACACAUUGAAUUUAAGAAGACUAUGACAGCCCUGUGUGACCUGUGGAAAAACAUUACCACAUACACUAUGUUUCACAUCACACUGACAAUCUAUCCAAUUCUUACUUCUCAAGAACAUGACACUAUUAUUGUUGCUUGUUGUGGGAGGAACACUAUCUGCUUAGAGACUAAGUAUGGACAUACAAUACCAGCAGCACAUAUGAAUGUGUUCUCUGUAUACACUUGUUAUUUGCCUUAUGUAAUUUUCUGUGCAGUGAUAUUAUUUGUGUGAAACACUGAGAAUGUAGGCUCCACGUUUCUUACAAGUUAUUUCCUUGUCAUGCUUUCCAUUUAAAUGCUUACAAAUGUAGAGCCCAGCAGUGUAAUAUGUUUUACUGCACAGAUGCAUGUUUUGCACUCGACGCUCUUGUUGUAUGUAACUUCAUUUGACUUGCAAAUAUUUUGUUCUAUUUUCUAGGUUUGCUUGCUAGUAUAACAGCCUGUGGUUGAUAUUGACAUGAGAUUGUACAUUUGUGUGCACAGUGUACGAACAAAAUUAGAAUUUAAAAUGCAUAACUACAGCUAAAAUGAAAAUCAAAACUUGUGUGAUUUGUCGCAAUACUGACUUCGAAGGGAAUGUGAAAUGAUGUUGUCAUUUUCAUAUGUUAACUGCAAACUAAACUAA